AUGACUAUCAAACGCAUUCUAAUACUUGUUGGUGAUUUUGUCGAGGACUAUGAAAUUAUGGUUCCAUUCCAGAUGCUCUGCAUGGUUGGUCACAAGGUGGAUGUGGCCUCUCCAGGUAAAAAAGCCGGCGAUAAAGUAGCCACUGCCAUUCAUGACUUUGAGGGACACCAAACUUACACCGAGAAGCCCGGACAUAAUUUUUCGCUGAAUUCCACAUAUUCCGAUGUCAAGGUCGAAGAUUACGACGCUUUAGUGAUACCGGGAGGACGUGCGCCAGAGCACCUGGCCACCGAUGAAAGUGUUCUCGAUCUAGUCCGCGCUUUUGCAAAGGGAGAUAAACCGAUUGCUGCCGUUUGUCACGGCCCUCAGCUUCUUGCGGCGGCCGGUGUCAUCAAUGGAAGAAAGGUGUCCGCUUACCCAGCCUGUCGUGCGGAGAUGUUGUUGGCUGGCGCUGAGUUUCAAGCCAUCAAAAUUGACGGUGCUGUGACAGAUGGAAAACUGGUGACGGCACCAGCUUGGCCAGCUCAUCCUGCUUGGAUUGGUCAGUUCCUCGCUGUUUUGGGUUCCAAAAUCGAAGCAUAA
Molecule: messenger RNA, 582 nt
Organism: Lachancea sp. 'fantastica'
Lineage: Eukaryota; Fungi; Ascomycota; Saccharomycetes; Saccharomycetales; Saccharomycetaceae
Source: the annotation of a GenBank genome assembly